Molecule: messenger RNA, 487 nt
Organism: Colletotrichum acutatum
Lineage: Eukaryota; Fungi; Ascomycota; Sordariomycetes; Glomerellales; Glomerellaceae
Exons: 2
Coding region: 117-407 (96 amino acids)
Biological process (GO): carbohydrate metabolic process
Molecular function (GO): hydrolase activity, hydrolyzing O-glycosyl compounds
Source: RefSeq, a predicted model, not a curated record
UUCUGUAGCUCCUGUUCUUCCGCUCGUGUUGACGUAGCUCUCUCUCGUGACCUAUAUCAUUGGUUCGAGUCUAGCCUGUAAGAGCCUUGCGGUAACGAGACCAAUCGACCGCCGCCAUGGCAAACACAUUCUCUGUCAAGUCCCUGGCUGUGGCCCUCCUUGCCAGUCACAUCUCAUCCUGCGACGCCGCCGUGAUAUCAGUGAGAUCCGAUGUGCCUGCCGGAUAUGUCGCCGCGCCCUACUACCCAGCACCGUACGGCGGCUGGGCCUCGGACUGGACAGACAGCUAUAGGAGGGCGAAAGCUGUGGUUGAUAAGAUGACGUUGGCUGAAAAGACCAACAUCACGUCCGGAACUGGCAUCUUCAUGGGGUGCGUUCAUCAUCACAACAUGUAUGGCUCCUGCUAACCAUAGCCAAGCCGCUGCGUUGGAAACUCUGGCAGCGCCCUUCGUGUCGGUUUCCCCCAGCUAUGCCUCGCAGACUCGGC